AUGUACUUUCUAGCGGCGCCUCGACGCUCGGUCGAUGCUGACAUUAAUCAAAUCAUGAAUGUGGAAUCUAAGCUGGGCAGUCAGAAGAUGCAAUACGGCUACAAAGGACAGCUGAACGCUGCAUCGUUAUUAAAAGAUGGUUCAAUUAGUGACUUGUAA
Plasmopara halstedii is the source of this 159-nucleotide messenger RNA. RefSeq lists its product as uncharacterized. The transcript has 2 exons. The coding region runs from base 1 to 159 and encodes 52 amino acids. The record is from RefSeq and is a predicted model, not a curated record. NCBI's taxonomy places the organism in Eukaryota, Oomycota, Peronosporomycetes, Peronosporales, Peronosporaceae.